AAUCCGUACACAAGUCCUACAGUCUAUAGAUGGAGGACUAUUCCCUAGGAAGAGUGUAGCACCUAUUGGAGCAUCAAAAGACAAACCACUGAGAUCCAUUAAUCCUAUUCCAAAUAUAGAACAAGAUAAUCUUCCUCAAUCUAGUGGUGGGACUGAGCCUAAUGACAAUAUUCAACAUCCUAUCUUACCACCUCAUACUACAAGAAGAUCCUCACAACAAAUCAUCCUUCCAUCAUAUAUAAAUGAAUAUCAAGGAUACAUAUCUUUAAUGGGAACCUUUACUAAUUUUGUCAUUCAUCUCAAGAGGGCACAAGAAGCCAUGACUCUCACUUUGUACUUGACUGAACCA
Sphenostylis stenocarpa is the source of this 349-nucleotide messenger RNA. The record is from the annotation of a GenBank genome assembly. NCBI's taxonomy places the organism in Eukaryota, Viridiplantae, Streptophyta, Magnoliopsida, Fabales, Fabaceae.